Mya arenaria is the source of this 4647-nucleotide messenger RNA. Its product is annotated as G-protein coupled receptor dmsr-1-like. The record is from RefSeq and is a predicted model, not a curated record. Lineage: Eukaryota; Metazoa; Mollusca; Bivalvia; Myida; Myidae. Bases 1150 to 2298 code for a protein of 382 amino acids. Gene Ontology annotation, cellular component: membrane. Gene Ontology annotation, biological process: G protein-coupled receptor signaling pathway. Gene Ontology annotation, molecular function: G protein-coupled peptide receptor activity. The transcript has 2 exons.
UUAUGUUUAUUUUGCUAUAAUUUAUUUGCGAAAAGGUUUACGUGUGUAUAUUAUAUAUAUAAAGUAUAAAAAUCGAUUACAAUAUAUCAUAUGAACGAAAACUACUAGUAAGAUAGAGUCUUAUACCGUUCAUCACUGAUGGGGCAAAACACUGACAAUCUUUGAAUGAUUUAGGAAAGAAUAUAUCAACGCUGUACAUAAAAACACUUUGACAAAAUCAAAGCUGUGGCUUAACCGGACAACAUGCAUAACGGAAAUAUAUUCCAGUCAAAUGCUACAAGCUCGUGACCACUUCCGCCACAUGAGCAAACAUCUUUGGUGUGAAAAGUGAGCAUAACAACAGCUAAACCGGUUCUGACACCCAUUGCCACAAAUACUUCAAAGAUAAAUGACCCAGAGAAAUCAAGGCUGACAGAUCCACUUUACCAUUUGUGGCUAAUAAAGAAAAACUCACAGAAUCAAGCAAAUAAAUGGGGAAAUCAGAAACGAGGAGUAUUAUAAAUCAAUUGCGGAAGAGAAAGACAAACUAAGCCAAAUGGUCAGCCAAUUUACAGCGCAAAUAUAAGUUAUUGGUCAAACAUCUGGUCAGUCAGUCCUUGUAAGGUGUAUCAAAUACAACUCUAUAAAAGCGCAGAGAAAAUAUCCACGGCAUCAAUACCAGCUGAACACUCGAUGCUGCUACUGGCUCUGUUAUUAACUUGGAAACUAUAAAUUGCAAUAUUCUUAAGAUGCAUUGAUGGAACAUACGUGCUUUAUAAAAUAGUUGAUGAAUAGGGAUCAGAGUUUAAGUAUAUCGAUAUGUGUAUAUAUUAAUAUAUAUAUACAUAUAUAUAUAUAUAUAAGAAACAUAACAACCUUAAUAUCUUGGAAAUAUAAUGGACUUGGUUUCGAAGUUGAUAUAGAUUUAUAGGGCUACUGGAAAUACAAGAUCUUGUUUCAUUCAAGGUAGUGAUUUCAUCAACUGGGAAGGAGAGUCAACCGUGAUUGAGUGACAAGAAGAUUUCUAGGCUUUAUGCUGUUAAUAUUAGACUUGAGAAAUAAAAUGGAAAUUACUGCCAUAUAUAUGGAGAUAGACGGGAAUAUCUUUUUAUAAACAUUCUCAUGGAAAUUUCAUUAUUUUUCAUUCGAUAACAAUUCCCGCCAAAGAAAAUGACCACAAUGGUGUUACCAACGGAAAAUACGUCAUUGAUUUCCCUCCUAAAUGCAACAUUAAUGGAGGACAACCCAAUGAUGGCAUCUGACACUGCGAUGCACACGUUCUAUAAAAACUACGGUCGUGUACAUGGAUACGUCAGUAAUGUCGUCUGCAUAUUUGGAGUUGUAUCCAACAUAUUAAACGUGAUAGUUCUUACACGCAGACACAUGAUCACACCAACAAACUGCAUCCUUACGGCCUUAGCAAUUGCAGACUUCUUGACGAUGUUGACGUAUCUUGUCUACGCAACGUAUUUCUACAUUGCUAAAGAGCCAAAAUGGGAGGUGGACCACUCACAAGGAUGGAUGUACUUCAUUCUUGUUCACAAUCACUUUAUAAUAACUUGUCACAACAUGGCUAUGUGGUUCACAGUAUCUUUGGCAGUGUUCAGGUACAUUUUUGUUUGUCACCACGUAAUUGGAAAUCGUCUGUGUAGCCUUAAUCGCGCAAUUCUGACCAUAUCUAUAAUUGUGAUAGCUACCACUUUUGUGUGCAUACCAAACUAUUUUCUGUAUAAAGUUGUUACACUAAAAGAAAUGGGAGUGAACUUGAGUGGUUACUGGAUUGUGGACUCUGAUAUCGUAAAAGAACACAAUUUCUUUAAAGUGUCCAUUUUCUGGUUUUUUGGUGUAAUCAUGAAAGUGGCUCCUUGUAUUCUCUUGACACUUUUGAGCAGUAUGAUCAUUCUGACAAUGCAUCAGGCCAGCAAACGUCGGGUUCGCCUUUUACAACAAACGAGAUCUUCUGAUCACGACGUCAAUCAUGAGCACAAUCGAACGACAUGGAUGCUUGUAUCUGUUGUGUUAUUUUUUGUGAUUACAGAGAUGCCACAAGGUAUAUUGGCCAUGGUUAGUGGGCUCAACGACCACUUCUUUUACGAAUACUAUUCGAAUCUUGGUGACGUCAUGGAUUUGCUUGUGUUGCUCAAUUCGGCAGUGAAUUUUGUUCUAUACUGCAUCAUGAGUCAACAGUUCCGGGACACAUUUAAGAAUUUGUUUGUCGUCAACUGGCCUUGUCGAAGUAAAAACUAUGGUAAAGUAAAUGGCCAUCAGAAUGGGGUUACACACUACAAAACUGUAACAACUGAGGUUACAAUGCUUUAAUUUAAGUUGAGACUAAAUGGUAUUAAAGGUUCUGUAUAUAGCUGUCCUAAGACUUUAAUUAGUAUAAUCAAAACUGUGUUAAUCACCGUUGUCAUAAGAUGGGGGAUGACUGUUUACCUUAGGCAAAUAAUAAGAGAUCACAGUAUUAAUAGAUUACAUAAUAGAAAUGAUAUGGCAUUCAUUUAUAAAGAACUGAAUGCUGCAAACAUCGAUCGAAUGAUUAUGUUAAAGGUUACAAAACUAAAUCAAUGUUUCCGUUUCUGUCUUAUAAACAUUUAAUACAUUUUCCUUUCAAAACGGAACAAUACAUGUACUUUAUCUUGCUUACACUUCAUAUAAAGAAACAGUCACAGAUGUGAAAAGUUAAAAUGUUUCUUCACCUAUCAUUAUAGUACGCAAAUCGAUUUCGCUUAAAUAUUGCCCAAGAGCUAAAUUCCUUUGAAAGAUAUUUUUGCAAAAAUUAGCAAUUCUUAUCUCUAACUGUUCUAGAUAAAUGCAGAAAAAUACUAUUUGCCUUUAAUGUGCAUACAUUGCCUGCGAGAGAUUGUUUUUAAUUACAUUAUAGAGUCGGAAAAGAGCCAUCUCCUGCUAAGAUAUAGCCUUGCAGUAUUCGCUUGAGUCCGGAAUGAGGAGAAUGUUUCAGUUAUUUAUGUGACAAUCAUUGUAUUAAACUACCCAAAGAUUGCCUUGCUUCACUAAAGUUAAUGACGCCAUUCACAAAAGGCUGGAUAAUGAUAAAGUACAAACUUACUAUGCCAUAUUGUAAAAACAAUUCACAUUAUAUCAUAUUUAAUUUCAUUCAAAAUAUGAGUUUUUAAUUUAGUUCAAGUUAUUUAUAUAUUGAAUGAAAUAAAUUAUGUCAAUUAAAAGUAACUAAAUGAUAUAAUAUAUAAAACCUAUCCCAAAUAUCUAGAAACUUCUUAAGCUAAAGGCUUGAGUAGCUUAUUUCAAUUCAUCAAAAACCGUACUUGAAUUUGGUUUUGAACAAUGAAAAUGGUUAAUUGUGCUCGUCAUGCAGAUAACUAACUAUAAACACUGUUAAACAAGUAAAUACUGCGCAAAUUAUAACGUUUGGCUUAGCAAAAUCAUGUUGUGAGGGACUUAAUAUGUUUCGAGAAAUUUCGGCAUGAAUGUUUACUAAAAUGUAUCAAAUUUAUUAUCGUUAUACAUAAAUAACUGUAUACAAAGCAUGUAAGUGUUAAACAAUUUAGAACUGUGAUAAAGACAUGUACAUAUUUGAGCUGAUUAUUAAGUUUGUUCUGAUUUAAGAAUAGUGAACGUUAUUAUAUACAAUAUAUUUUUCAUUGAUUGUUAGACCUUAUUGUGUACAUUUGGUAUUUAUUUGAAAUUGUUUUGUUUAAAGAAACAUCAUGUAUGCAUUACCGUAAUUUGCUAGUCUUAUUCAGUUUGUAAAUAAUGAGACUUUAACAACAAUUGAAAAUAAGAGAUAUGAGCUCUGGAUUGCUUUGUGUUUCAAUACAACACAAUACGUUUAAAAUUACAUGAGCAUAAACAUUUGCGUGGAAAACACACAUGGGCAUGAAAUUAUGACACAGACUACACACUUCUUUUUUUAUAAAUUUCAAUGUCUAAAGUGCGUUCAAUCAAUUCGUGCUCGUCAUAGAAAAAACUAUUACUCUAGUUAAUAUCGGCAUUGUAUACAUGAUAUUUGACGUUCAAGACAAACCUCGGCAUAUUGAUAUUUUAGGUGCACGCGACUGUAGUUUUGUCACCUGUUGAUUAAAAUUUCUAGUGUUUAAUCAAUUAAUUAAAUAUAUAAGAAUAUAAAGACAUUGCAUGCCAUUUAAACCAAAAUAAGUGAAAAAAACAUCGGACACGUUUUUAAGCUUAACUGCUACCAUCACCUUCCUAACUAGAGCGGAUGUACGAAUAAUGUCCUAUCAUUUUGACUAAGUAAAUGUUUUUGUAAACACUUGACAUCCCCAAACUUCACAAGGGGACACAAUCUCACAAUGUCUUUCUGUGGUAAAUAAAAUUGUUUUGUAUAUUGUAAAACCGUUUCUCUAAUUGUAUUUCUAUACUUUCAUGUCAGGAUUGUCAGCUUUUUCAGGACUCCGAUUUUUACUAUUAAAGUCACGAUUUUCAUAUUAUUUUUGAGGCAUGGUGUUCACUAUAAAACUGUUCAUUGGACUUAGAAGAUAUUUCUAGAAACUGUUUCGAGAAGGUGAUAAGUUUUAUUUGUCAUCUUAGUAUUGGAAAUAAAACAAUCAUUGUUAAUAUCAUUUUAACACUGUUAUAUAACGAUUUUGACAAACAUCACAUUACUGUGCCAUUACAUUACGAAUCUUAAUGUGGUCAUUAUUGUAUUAUCAAUAAAAAUCAAACGGU